Messenger RNA from Cucurbita pepo subsp. pepo (vegetable marrow), 3362 nucleotides. Its product is annotated as TORTIFOLIA1-like protein 2. NCBI's taxonomy places the organism in Eukaryota, Viridiplantae, Streptophyta, Magnoliopsida, Cucurbitales, Cucurbitaceae. The record is from RefSeq and is a predicted model, not a curated record. Gene Ontology annotation, molecular function: microtubule binding. Gene Ontology annotation, cellular component: microtubule.
CGCCUCUCUGAUCCUUCUCUGACUGCAAUUCAAAAUGGAAGCGCGAAACUCUCCUCUUAGCUGCGUGCUUUUCUCUUGGUGAGCCCAACGAUAAACCCACAUCCCCAAGUUGUCUAAACCCUUCCCCUUUCCUCCAUUUUUUUUACUAACCCCUUUUCGUUUUUUCAAAUUUUGAAUUUCAUCUCGAUUGUUUCUAAAUCCGCCAUUGCCAUUGAUUUCUGUGCUCUUCUCUACAACCCCAUCUUACUCUUCUUUGUUUCCCCAAAUCCCAUUUCCACAUUCUUCGAUCUGUUCGUGUUCUUGUUCUUGAAAAAUGAAGCAAAUCAAAGAUGGGUAUGCUACCCAUUCAUUCAAGAACAGUUCGUGUGUUUAUUGGGGUUUCUGCUGAUGCUUCUUUGAUCCAGUUGGGGGAAGUGGAAGCUUUUGGAGGACGAAGAAAUUUGAGAACAUUACGAGGUAAUAUAACAUGAUGAAGACACAAGGAUAUGUUAAAGGAAGAACAACAACCAAGGUUACUGCACAACAGUUAGUUUUUGAGUUGAAACAGAAGGUGGUUCUUGCACUAAACAAGCUUGCAGAUCGAGACACUUACCAAAUUGGGUUUGAUGAGCUUGAAAAAACAGCUGAAUGCAUAUCUCCUGACAUGAUUCCCCCUUUCUUGUCCUGUAUUUUGGACACGGAUUCGGAGCAGAAGAGCUCGGUUCGACAGGAGUGCGUUCGGCUAAUGAGUACACUAGCCAAAUUCCAUGAAGGUCUUAUUAGGCCUCACCUUCGUAGAAUGGUUAGCAGCAUUGUGAAACGGCUAAAGGAUCCUGAUUCUGGUGUGAGGGAUGCGUGUGUAGAGACAUGUGGAGUUUUAGCUUCAAAAUUGAUUAAUGUUGGGGAUGAGAGUGAUGAUGUUUUUGUUACUUUGGUUAAACCAAUCUUUGAAGCGUUGGGGGAACAACAUAAGCAAAUGCAAUCAGGUUCAGCGUAUUGCUUGGCAAGGAUUAUUGACAACACUCGGGAUCCGCCCGUUUCGAUUUUGCAGCGGAUGUUGGCAAGAACCACAAAGCUACUUAAGAAUCCUCACUUCAUGGCAAAGCCAGGUGUGAUUGAUUUGAACAGAAGUAUUAUCCAGGCUGGGGGUGCUUCAAAUCAAAAUGUUCUCUCUGCUGCAAUGCUUGGCAUCCAAGAAGCUCUCAAGAACAGUGAUUGGACGACUCGAAAAGCUGCUUCCAUUGCAUUAGGUGAAAUUGCAGCAAGCUGUGCGUCCUUCGUCGGGUCUUUUAAGGCAUCCUGCAUUCGCUCCCUCGAAUCAUGUCGAUUUGACAAGGUGAAGCCAGUUAGGGACAUUGUACUCCAGACCCUUCAGUAUUGGAACAACAUUCAAGGGCCAGACACUCCUGAACCCUCAGAAGCUGGUUCAUCCAUUAAAGAAAACCUUUGUGGGGGUGACUUCAGUGAUGUUACUAGUUCAAUGGAACAUGGAAAGAAGGAUGCUGCCAUUAGGAAAGUAGGCGUGGGCUCUACAAGAGGGAGGAUUCCACUAAACAUGAGAAAAACCUGUCCAAGUUAUUUGGAGAACACACAGCAUUUCAAAGCAAAUGAUUGUCAUAUUGAAAUAGCUGUUCCACAAAAGCGCAACCAGUCAUUAUCAGGAUUUCACACAGAGGAAUCUGAAGGGAGUACUGUCACAAAGACAUUUCAAGGAGUGAGCACUGAUGUUACAGACAUUCAAGAUGUUGAAUAUGAUUAUGUCAGAAUGGAUGACAGACAAGAAUGUUCUUCUGUGUCCAGUUUUUUACCUGGUCGGGAAUUCGGAACGGUUUGUCGUGAGAGUCUUGAAGACAGCAGUGUGCAUAAGUCAACUGAUAGAAGUAAGCGAUUUGUCAAUGAAGGGGUUUGUAGUGAGGAACAAAUGUACUCGACACCGGUGACGGAUCGUAGAAGUCUUGAGUCCGUGGUCACAGAGUCUAGUUGUCGAAUUGUACAAGAAUGUGACUCGGAAGUUGCAAAUGAUAUGGUCUGCAUUCGAAAGCAUCUCCUGGAAAUUGAAAACAAGCAGUCCAACUUGAUGGAUUUAUUCAAGGAGUUCACUUCGGGCGUAAUGGACAGCUUAUCAGUGAUACAAUCAAGGGUCGUGGGACUAGAACACGUCGUUUACGGAUUAUCUCAGGAUCUUUUGAAUGGUAAUAGGCCUGCUGAUCAUUCAAACUCAAAGUUCAUGAAGCAGAACCAAAGCUUGAAUUCUCCUAGGCUUUCGACGUGCACUCCGAGGUCAUCGGUUGAUAUUCCAAGCAGACAGUCUUCGUUAUCGUCGCUUAAACAUUCUAGCAUAUGGGAUGAAAACGUUGCUGUUAGGAGCCGGUCGAGUAAUGCAACUAAACAUGGACCUGAUAUUUGGAGAAGGGCUAAUCCAGUCAAGAAGCCUCCUGAGAAGGAUCUUCAGGGAAUACAAAACAGUAGCAGCCGUCACUUGGGAAAGACCAAUACAGUGUUUUCUUCAUUCCCCAGUGCUAAUGUUAGACAAGUUUCAGAUGGAAAGAACAGCAUUUCGAGACGUGUGUCGGGUUUCCUACGUCAAGGUGAUGUUGAUGCAGCAUACAUGGAAGCCUUGCGUUCGGGUGAUGAAGUUGUUCUGUUUGAGCUUCUUGAUCAAACAGGGCCUGUUCUUGAAUGUUUGUCAACUAAAACUAUCAGCAAUAUCCUUCGUAUAUUGGCAUCAUUCCUUCCUGAACAAAGAUUUAUUCGCUGUAUAAUACCAUGGUUGCAGCAGGUAGUUGAUUUGAGCACAAUCCAUGGGGCAAAUUCUCUCGGACUCUCAGCCAAAGAAAGACACGAAUUUGCACUUGCCAUCCAGGAGGCUUCAAAAAGUGAACUUUCUAAUCCUGCAGAAACAAGACUUGUCACUCAGCUAGCAACAAAACUGUGCUAUAUAUGGGGGCAAUGCUCGUGAUGGCAGGCGGCAAGUCUCAGUGGCAAGUCCAUGUUUCCAAAGAUUUCGACACUGGAUUUCAGGUAAGUGUUUAUUCAAUGGAGAUAGGAAGCUUGGACUUCAAGAAACAGUACAUUUGUAGUUUAGAGCGUUUCUUCUUUCUGUAAGUUGAUUCUUAGGCUGCAGCUGAAUUCGAAUGGAAUUUCAUCAUUUGUCUCCGAUCUUCGUAAGAGUUUUCGUGUAUAAAUUAGUGUUUCGAAUGAGCGGUUUCGUAUAGGUUGACUUAUGUAUGUCUGCUUUUGUUCGCAUUAUGAGAUGCUAAGGUGUAUCAUGUAUGAAAUACUACGAAUAGGUAAGAACGUGUCAUAGAGAAUUCAUGUCCUACUAUGUGCACAUACAGUAAACCAUGAUUUUAAAUGUCAGACUUCAUGUAUGUUGUAUGUUA